Phycodurus eques (leafy seadragon) is the source of this 5358-nucleotide messenger RNA. RefSeq names its product inactive ubiquitin carboxyl-terminal hydrolase 54-like. NCBI's taxonomy places the organism in Eukaryota, Metazoa, Chordata, Actinopteri, Syngnathiformes, Syngnathidae. Gene Ontology annotation, biological process: protein deubiquitination. Gene Ontology annotation, molecular function: cysteine-type deubiquitinase activity. The record is from RefSeq and is a predicted model, not a curated record.
AUGCCUUCACCGCCUUUGGGAGACGCCAGUGCUGAGGACGCUCGGCCGUCCGUCUGUCUAGCCCUUGUCCACCGUCCGCAUCCCAGCGUUCCCAGCAGAUGCCAGACGGCCGCGCCGGCGUGGCGCUCGGCCGGCCUGGCCGAUCGGAGGCGAUUACAGCGCGUCUGCGUGCGCGUGCGCGCUGGACAUCCUCACAGGUCCAUGGGACGCCCGAGAGGUGAAAGUUCAACUCUCGGAAGAACGGGCGACCUUCAAAAUGGCCGCCCGGACGCGGCGGUCGACGCCGAGUUGAGACGCGCGCCGUCCGGCGUGUCCUGGAAGCGGGACUUCUUGGCGGCGGGCGGCGUGGCGGGGCCCGGCAGCGGGAUGGCGGCCGUGCUGACGCCUCGCACCGUGACCUCCAUCGCGCCCAGUAAAGGUUUGAGCAACGAGCCAGGACAGAACAGCUGCUUCCUCAACAGCGCCCUGCAGGUCCUGUGGCAUUUGGACAUCUUCCGCCGUAGCUUCAGACAGCUGACGUCUCACAAGUGUAUGGAGGACUCGUGCAUCUUCUGCGCUCUGAAGAGUAUCUUUGCCCAGUUCCAGUACAGCAGCGAGACGGUGCUGCCCUCCGACGCGCUCCGCAGCGCCCUCGCCAAGACCUUCCAGGACGAGCAGAGGUUCCAACUCGGCAUCAUGGACGACGCGGCCGAGUGCUUCGAGAACAUCCUGAUGAGGAUUCACUUCCACAUCGCGGACGAGUCCAAAGAAGACGUCUGCACGGCCAGGCACUGCAUCCCGCAUCAGAAGUUCGCCAUGACGCUCUUCGAACAGUGCGUGUGCAGCAGCUGCGGCGCCUCGUCAGACCCGCUGCCCUUCAUUCAGAUGGUCCAUUACAUCUCCACCACCUCCCUGUGUAACCAGGCGGUGAAGAUGCUGGAGUCCCGGCGCAACGCCACGCCGGGGAUGUUCGGGGAGCUGCUGCGGAACGCCAGCAUGGGCGACCUGCGCAACUGCCCUAGUCAGUGCGGCCAGCAGCUUCGGAUGGCUCGCGUCCUCCUCAACAGUCCGGAGAUCAUCACCAUCGGGCUGGUGUGGGACUCGGACCACUCCGACCUGGCCGAGGACGUCAUCCACACCCUGGGGACCCGCCUGCGCCUGGGAGACUUGUUUUACAGAGUGACGGAGGAGAAGGCCCGCCAGGCGGAGCUCUACCUCGUGGGCAUGCUGUGUUACUACGGCCGCCACUACUCCACCUUCUUCUUCCAAACCAAAAUUCGCCGCUGGAUGUACUUUGACGACGCACACGUCAAGGAGAUCGGGCCCAAGUGGAAGGACGUGGUGUCGCGCUGCAUCAAGGGCCACUACCAGCCGCUGCUGCUGCUGUACGCCGACCCCCGCGGCACGCCCGUGUCGGCCCGCCGCUCGGCCCCGCCGCGCCGCGUCGACGAGCCGCGCUACGACAGCGAGGACUCGGGCCGCGAGCCGUCCGUCUCCAGCGACGCUCGCACGGACUCGUCCACGGAGAGCUCCUCGUCCCGGCGGCCCGCCCCCUCGCGGCGAGAGCCCUCGGACCCCCCGCGCCCCCCGACAGCCGCCGUCUGCCCCCGACGCUCCGACGGACCGCGCCGCGGCCCGGAUGCCAUAGGCCGCGCGCCGGACCCCGAGCGGCAGUUUCUGAGGAGGGGAGGCCCGGCCCCGCCCCCGGCCCCGGCCCGGCACAGGAGGCGUGACGGCGAAGCCUCGCCGGCCGGUUACCACAGCGAGGGAGAGACACUGAAGGAGCAGCGGGCUCCCCGCCGGGCGCCCAAAUCCUUCUCCUCCUCGACGAGCCGCCUCCGCGACUUGAAGGGGACCAUGAGCAACCUCCUCCACAGCCGAGCUCUCUCCUCGUCCUCGUCCUCGUCCUCCCCGCCGGCCGCCGGGAUCGUCUCCUCCGAGCCUCCCGAAUCCGAGUCCGGCGCCCGCCCGGCGUGGAGGCCCCGCAGGGAGGCGCUCAACAUCGACGGCAUCUUCGCGCGGCGCCGGCAGGGCGGCUACAGCCCGCUCGCCGCGACCCCGACGGACCGCGGCGGGGCCGCGCCCUCGCCGCGGUCGCUCGGGCCGGGCUCCUCCGGGACGCUCCCCGCCCCGCCGCCGCCCAGGCUGAUCCGGCGGAUGGAGAGCGGAUACGAGAGCAGCGAGAGGAACGGCGGCAGCCCCGUCAGCCUGGAGCUCAGCCCGCUCGAGCGCCUCACCAACGUCCGACAACAUUUCGGGAGUCGCUCCAGCACUCGCCCUUCGCGUGCCUUCUCCUGCAAAAUGAAAACUCGGGGAACCGAGACGGCCGCCCUGUUACAAGUCACAUCGAGGCGCCAAAAGUCUGACGCGGACUUCCGCUUGCAAAAGCGGCAGCGGAGGGCCGCGGCCAAACCGCCGUCCUCGUCAGGACUGUCGUGGACGAAGACGAGAUCCAAGAGCAGCGGAGCGCUGCUGCCGGACUUCAGCUCGGCCUCUCGAGGGAGCCUCGCGCCCCCCGCGGGCCGCAGCGAGCUGGAUGAGCUUCAGGAGGAGGUGCUGAGGCGGGCGGAGGAGGAGGAACGGCAGCGGCAGCGGGAGAAGGACAGGGAGGCCGAGCUCGGGUUCAACCCCAGACCCAGCAAGUACCUGGACCUGGACCAGCUGCAGAUCCAGGGCAAAGGCGACAGUCUGGAUCGGUGCCUGUCGGAGGCGGAGCUUCUACUGGACCAAUCGGUGCGUCUGGAGCAGGCGGGCGAGGUCGCCGCCGCCCUCUCGGCGGUCAACGAAGCCGUCUCUAAGCUCCGUCCGGCGAGCGACGGCGUCUCGAGCGCUCACGGCCGACCGCAGCGCUGCAUGAGGAGAGCGCGCGGCAGGCAGCGGCGUCUGCUGCUGCUACAGCAGCAGCAGCAGCAGCAGCAGCAUCAUCAUCACCACCAUCAUCAUCAUCAUCAUCAUCAUCAUCGUCAUGACCUGCGGCAGCCCAGUGAAAAGUCUUUCUCGCAGCAAAUACUUCUGACAGACAACAGCCAGGACCGGCGAGCCCCGCCGCCGCCUCCUCCUCCUCCUCCUCCUCCUCCUCCUCCUCCUCCUCCUCCUCCUCCUCCUCCCUUGCCCAUCGCACCCCUCGCUCCCCUCGCUCCCCCCGCUCCGCCGCGCGAGUCCGGCAGCGUGGCCCCGAUCGUCGCCGGGUCGCUUCCUGCGCCAGACUCGUUGGCUCGAAGUCCCCCGAAGGAGAUGACCUCACCGGGUUUGCCCGAGGGGGCGGCCCCCGUCCCGCCUUAUUCCACCGUCCCGCCACCUGAGCUGAUGCAGGAGGAGCCUUAUCGCGCCCGACCCCCCACCAGGAAGUGUUCUCGCUUACAGGCGGACAUCGCCGAUCGUCGUCCCGUCGAUCGACCGAUCGACUCGGCCCUCUACGGGCACCCGCCUCCGCCCCCCGCCGGCCUGCCGGCUCGGACUUCGUCUUCCCGUCCGGAGGGCGGCGGAGCCGUGCUGCCUGUGGAUCGCUGGGCGCAAAACGUCAGCAGAUACUACAACUCCCACAAUGCACCGGGAGGAGGAGGAGGCGUGGCGCCCCCCACUGAGGAGAUGUCAGACCUGGACUCCCUCUACCAGGCCAGCCUGCGAGCUCCCACCGUGCACUGCAACGCUCCGAGCAACAAAGCAGGACUGACGCGACGCUCCCAAACGCCGACGGCCGAGAUCGAGAGACACGCCUACAGGACGCCCGUCGUGCUCAGGCCCAAGCGUCCGGACAGCGUCGACGAAAGCUACAGCGCAGAAAACCUUCGCCGCGUCGCUCGAAAUCUGAGCGGCUCUGUCGCGGCCGCCGUCGGCCCCGCCCACAGCUCGGAGGUCCCGGCGUCCACGCUCUCCUCUUGGUCUUCGACCCUUCCCCAUCCCGCCGCAGCCUCCUCUUCCUCCACCUGCCGCCGCUUCCGUCUCGGCGUCCGGCGCGGCCCCCCGCCGACCUCACGACCCCCCGGCUCGGGCCUUUCAGGACCCGGCCGGCGGUCGCAUCUCGACGAGCUUCGGGACGAGGACGCCGUCACGCGGCACGCUGGCGUCCCCCUGAGUUACGGGACUCUUCCUCGCGCUCCCCGGCGUCCCUCGUCCUCGUGGCUCCCCGGACCGGGAGGGGGCGCCGGUUCGGCUCCCCGCGGCCGUUACGCCGCCUCGGCUCGCCCGGGCCGUCCCGCCCCCGCCCCCGCCGCCGCGCCGGCCCCGCCCCUGCGUCUGGACGUGCCGCCCGACGACGACUGGCCGCGGCGGGCGGAUCCCCGUGCGGACGGGAAGCGGACUCGCCUCCUCGGCCGGACGCCGCCGACGCUCUGCUCGCUGUGCCGCCGCCUUCCCGCCGAGCCGCCGGGUCUUUUCUGCCGCUCCUGCGCCGCUGCCGAGCGGCGCCGUGACGCGUUUUUCGGAUGCGCCUACGAGGAGGCGGAGUUUGCAAGAACUGGCCCGCGCUCCGCUUUCAUCUUCGCCGGUCGGGACCGCCGACCGCAGCUUCUCUCCUCCUCCUCCUCUGACCUCGCUGAUGAAGAUGACCUACAGCCUUGUCCAAAAGUCUCGGGUCGCCACCACUCGUAAAGUUUCCGAAACUUUCCGGGAGAAAUACGGGAACUGAAAAUAAUUGAAUGGAACGUCGCCACAUAAAUGUAAAGAUUUUAUGAUGUCAUAAGCAAAAUAGAUGGCUCUCCUUGCCCACAUUACCUUACCUGAAAAAGGAAGUUUGCCGUUUUUAGCCUCACUUCUCUAAUGUUGUACGGUAAUAGUUUCAGCAAAAGCUCUUGCACGUAUGCAAAACUCCAAAACAGGAUUUGCAAUCGUUCAUGUGCUCCGAUGAGCGGCCUUCUGGUUUUAUUGUUUUGAUGGCGACGUUACUGAAACAGCAAAUCCAGCGGCGGCCUCAGACUGUCGCACAUGACUGUUUUGUAAAUGUUUUCAUUUAUUGUGUUGGCCGCGUGGCCGUGCAUAGAGAAACUGCCAACUAGUUUUCUAAAAGUCAAGUUAGAGCGUUUAGAUUUGAAGCUUGCUGCUAAUAUUUAGCAUGUUUUUCUCCGACUAUAGCCUUCAACUUAACGCCUGUAUCAUAUCAAUAUAAAUGAAUAGAAAUCCAAAUAUAUAUGCACAUCUUUUCUAGUGACCGUCUUUAUUUAGGUGAACGUUUGCGAGUUGUUAGGAAGGAGCGUUGUGUAAUUUCAUGCCUUUGUUGUGCUCACAACAAAAGAAGCAUGAACACGAAAUUCUUCCGAACUGCCAACAAUUAAGAAUUUUUCUUCUGACUCGUUUCACUUUUAGUCAAAGUCAAAAGUUUUGAUUUGAUUGAGUUUGUUCUAUUUUUGAUGCUUAUUUUUGUACUCUGUAGAAUUGACAUGA